This is a messenger RNA of Sphaeramia orbicularis (orbiculate cardinalfish), 876 nucleotides long. It is a transcript of the gene pla2g1b, whose product is annotated as phospholipase A2, group IB (pancreas). Bases 402 to 830 code for a protein of 142 amino acids. Gene Ontology annotation, molecular function: calcium ion binding; phospholipid binding. Lineage: Eukaryota; Metazoa; Chordata; Actinopteri; Kurtiformes; Apogonidae. The record is from RefSeq and is a predicted model, not a curated record. Gene Ontology annotation, biological process: arachidonate secretion; phospholipid metabolic process; lipid catabolic process. The transcript has 3 exons.
AGGAUAAACAAGAAAGAUUAACACUUUUUUUUACAGUGCUAAAAUAAGGUAAAAAUAGUCAUAGUCAACAUUAAAAGUAAGAACACUUGAGUCUGAGCUCAGUGUAACUACUUUCUAUACUGUUUCUACUUUAAUUUACAUUUUUGCAUUAUAUUCUUUGAGAUCAUCAUGUGUUUGUUGUGUCCUGUGACAAACACGUUUCUCUAAAAUGUCAGAGAAACAGCUGUUUUGAGGGAACAUCAGAGGGAACAUCCUUGAAUACUGGACAGGAUCUCACAGUGGAGUAAAAAGUACAAUACUUGCCUCUAAGAUGUAGUGCAGUAGAAGGAUAAUGUUGCAUAAAAUGGGAAAAAGUACAAGAACUGCAAUUAUGUACUCAGUUAUAUUUAACCUCUGCUGAGAUGCUAACUCUUUCCUCCCUUAUUUCCAUCGUAGUGCUGGGUUUCAGAGCUCUAUGGCAGUUCAGGGCCAUGAUCCUCUGCACUGUCCCUGACAGCUGGCCCGUGUUUGACUACGCAAACUAUGGCUGCUACUGUGGACUUGGAGGCUCUGGAACGCCUGUCGAUGAGCUGGACACAUGUUGUCAGGUCCAUGACCAGUGCUACAGUGAAGCCAUGCAGCAUGAUGAAUGCUGGCCCAUCCUGGACAACCCCUACACUGAAAUCUACAGCUACACAUGCGACGAGGCCAGCAAGACCGUCACCUGCCCGAGUGACAACAAUACCUGUGAGAAGUUCAUCUGUGAGUGCGACAGGAAAGCAGCCAUGUGCUUUGCCACCGCAGGUUAUAAUGAAGAAAAUGCCUACCUUCCCAGCGACCGAUGCAAAUAAACUGAAGAAACAAGAGUGUGCCUGUAUUAAAAGUCAAUAAAAGAGA